GCAGGAAUGUUCCUUCUUUUCUGUAAGGAUUGAGAGAGUAUUGUAACUAAAACUUAAAUUCUCAAGUACAUCUCUUGAUGACUUCUAGAGUAAGGUUUCUCAAGUACAUCUCUUGAUGACUUCCAGAGCCUUCUCAAGUAUAUCUCUUGAUAACUUUCAAAGUAAGCCUUCUCAAGUACAUUUGUUGAUGACUUUCAAAGUAAGCCUUUUAAGUAGCUUCUAAGAUACAUUUAAAGACAUGACUUUUUCAAUACACUUCAAAUAUAAAUUAUUUUGAAAUAACUAAAUAAUUUUCCUACACCCUAACCCCACUUUGACCCUGAUCCAAGAUUGGACUCCCGGCCUCGACCAGGAACCCAAUUCUAAUCAGUAACCAGCCUCUAAAACCGACCCAAGAGUUGGAUCUCGGGUUGGGAUCGGACUCAGAUAGAAAAGACAUUUUUCUUGAAUUUGAGAAGAAUAAGUUCACUCAGAAAAAUAUUUUUCAAAACAUUAAUUUAACUAACCAAACAUGAAAACAUUGGAGUUCCAACCUACCAAACACCCAUUCUAUACUGUUUUUCAUGAAGUUCAAAUUCUAGUCAAGAGAGACACUACAGCCAGUGACAAUGAAACUCCCCAAUAACUACGUGAGAGACUCUAGUCAAGACCAAACUAACGUGGAACAAUGCACACCCUCUAGUACAAGGACCAUCAGGAAACUUUCCAACUAAAAGAUUCAUUCCACGCGCGAGAGAUCAAGAGUUGGAUCAGAGAAACCAGACUUAUGAAUUUAUUUGUUGCUAUUGCAAUUGGUCUUGGACAAGAACAAAAUGCAUCAUUUGAUGAGUGCACUACUCACAACCAAAAAACUUUUUUCCUCUGCCUCCGUAAAAAAGCGGAAGAAAGAGCAGGAUUGCUAUUUAAAUAAUGGAAGUGCAGUGCUAGAGGAGAUUCUUGCUUUAUGCAACGGAAAUUGCCGAAUUCCCAUCCGUUACUUCACUGCCACUGAGAUAGAAAGGGCGAUCAAGCACUCUGAAAAGAAAAUAGAACUCGACGAAGGCUAUAUGGUUACAGGCUCCCUAGAAAACCACCUCUUUUUAAUUAGGUUCUCUCUCUAUUCCUAUGGCGUGCACCGAGAUAUAGCAAUUACAGCUCAGAUGAGUCAUCUCAAGAAUGUGCUGAGACUUAUUGGUUGCUGUCUAGAAUUUGAAGAACCGGUUAUGGUGUAUGAAUAUAUUGAAGGGAUAUCUCUCGGCGAUCUACUUUUCGAAGAGGGUAAUCAUGAUGAUCAAACUAGAAAAUCACUAUUAUCUUGGGGAAGUAGAUUACGAAUUGCCAAUGAGGUUGCUUCUGCACUCGUCUUUCUCCAUACCGAAUUUACUACACCUAUCAUCCACAGAGAUAUAAAGCCUCACAAAGUGAUAAUAGAUCAGAAUAGCAGCAUUGCCAAAAUAGUGGACUUCUCAUUUUCCAUAUCAUUGCCUUCAGGGGAAUUGGAGGUACAAGAUCGUGUGUGCGGAACAAUCGAGUAUUUAGAUCCAGAAUAUGGCUACUGUGGUAUUAUUACUCAAAAAACUGACGUGUACAGCUUUGGAGUUCUUCUCUUUGAGCUAUUAACUGGAAAGGAAUUGCGUGAUAUUAUGGAAUCCAACGUUGAAGAGGGUAAUGUUAUGGAUAGAGUGGAUUCUGCAAUUUCAGAAGAGACAAUAAAUUUUGAAAAUUUUCUACCUAACCUCAUCGAUCGCUAUAUUAAAGAGGGUAACAUAAUGGACAUAGCAGAUAAUGCCAUUUUAGAAGAGCAUGGAAUUGAGAUCCAACAGCAAUUGCAAGAUUACUUGAAUCUUGUGAAGAAAUGCACAACUUACAACAGAAAAAAUAGACCAUACAUGAUUCAAGUUGCAAAGGAAUUAUGCCGAAUUCACAAGUGCUUCCAUGCCUUCACUCUUGGCCAGAUUUAGCUAUAUAAGAUGGGGAAAAAAAUUAAACAGCACAUCAUUUGCAUGAAAUAAUCAUGGCUUUAUCUGUAGUGGUUUCAAGUUUCAAAGGAAAUAUAGUUUGUUUGCAGAGUCAUAUUAUGUAGGGAUUUGGACGAUAGAAGAGAUCUGUAGAUAAUGAAAUUGUCAAUUUGGCAUACUUAACAGGGAAAAGGUCUUACUAAAUGCUAGUUACAUCGAUCUUUUCAGUGCUUAAUGAAGAAGCCAGGUAUCGAGAUAGGUCAAUUUGAAAUUUAUGGGUUCGUCAUGUUAAAUUUCCUCUCUGUUAUGAUAACAGGGAUAUUCUCAGAUUUUAAUACAGUAUAGUUAAUUUGCCAGCAAGAAGAAACCUUUUUAUUUUUACAUUUAUCAAAACUUGAUGUUGUUACCUUUAUUUUUUCCUUCAGAAGAUAUUUUGUAAGAGGGGUGAAAAAGAAAUUAAAGGAGGGCAAAUAUGGCAAAGAAGCAAGAUGAUUGGAAAGUGGGACCUAAAUCAGUCCAUCUUUCAAAUCAAAGGCCAUUUUUUGUCAUUUUGUGUGGAAAUUGUCAAAGUUCAAAAGAGCAGCAGGAUCCAGGAAGCUCACAACUUCCUUAUCCAUUCAUUCCCACUAGUGUUGCCUUAUUGGAUCUAAUCCAACGAGUAAUGGCCCAUUUAUUGUCAUUAUGUUUUAUUUUAGGCAUAAAAUAAUAUAUAUUUUUUCAAUUGGUGUAUUAAUAGUUUUUUUAAUUUAAAAAAUAAUGUAUUUUUAGACACAAUCCUAAUAUCAUUAAUUUUUUAAAUAAAAGCUUCUCAUAUUCAUAUCAGGUAAAUAUAAGUACCAUUAAACAAAGAAAAUCAAUUGAAAAACACAUCAAAUAAGCCUUGAGGCAUCGACGCUGCAUCAACAAUUCAGAUUUCUUUGUAUCAUUACAUCAAUAAUUGUUUCAAUCUAUUAAUUUCAUGAUCUGAUAAGACUCAUUUAGAUCAAAGAUGAUAUCAACUUUUACGUUAGGUGAUUUCAGAAUCUUCAGUAGAGGUUGGUUAGAAUUUUCAUUAGCAUCUAAAAUUUUGUCUAAGAGAAGCUUCAUACGCUGUAACUCAGGCUCUUAGAUUACAAAAUCUUCCGAGUCAACUUUUUUGAGGUAAUUAAAUAUUAUAUUAGUGAAACGUUCCACUUGAAGAAAUUUUGGGAUAGGAAUAUAAUCGUAAAACAUUGUCACCUAAAACAUUAACGGUGAGGUUUGUCAGUAACAUUUUGCAGGUGAGGUUUUUUUUUGGAGGGAAAAAAUAGUGUGAUAGAAAGGUGAUUUGACUGCUGUUAAAAAAAUUAACGGUGUUAGGAUUAUGACUAAAAAUACACCACUUAACUAAAUAAAAAGGACUAUUAAUGCUUUAGUUGAAAGAAUAUGUAUUAUUUUGUGUUUAAAACAAAAAUAAUGUAUGAUUUUGGGCCAUUACUCUAAUCCAACUAGUAAACAUGAGAUAUUUAUAGUGUUAGUGAGAAAAGAUACUUCAGUAUUAGCAAUGCAGGUCUUUAGGGAACUCGCAAGGAAGAAACAAUCAUCAUCCUCUGCCUCUGCAGAAACGCUGAAGAAAGAGCAUGAUUAUUAUUUAGAGAAUGGAAGUGCAGUACUAGAGGAGCUUCUUGCUUUAUGCGAUGGAAAUUGCCGAAUUCCCAUCCGUUACUCCACUGCCACUGAGAUAGAAAAAGCAAUAAAGCACCCUGAAAACAAAAUGGAGCUUUCCUAUGGGUAUAUGGUUACAGGAUCACUGGACAAACGCCUCGUUUUCAUUAGGAUUUUCCCCGGAUAUUAUAAAAAUUACUUUUAAUAUUUUUCGAGAUGUAGCAAUUACUGCUCAGAUGAGCCAUCUCAAAAAUGUACUGAGACUUGUCGGUUGCUGUCUAGAAUUCGAAGAACCAGUUAUAGUGUAUGAAUAUGUUGAGGCUAUAAGUCUUUAUUCUUUACUUUUUGAAAAGGGGACAUAUGAUGAUCAAAUUAGAAAAUCAUUACUAUCUUGGGGAAGUAGACUACGUAUAGCCCACCAGGUCGUUUCUGCAGUCGUUUUUCUCCAUACCGAAUUUACUACGCCCGUCAUCCAUCGAGAUCUGAAGCCAUCGAAUGUGAUUGUAGAUCAGAACAGCGGCGUCGCUAAACUAUUGAAUUUCUCAUUAUCUGUAUCAUUGCCCCGGGGAGAAUUGGAAGUAGUAAAAGAUGUUAUGUGCGGAACGUAUGGGUACUUAGCUUCAGAAUAUGCAUCGUCUUGUAUUGUUACUCAAAAAAUAGACGUCUAUAGCUUCGGAGUUGUUCUCCUUCAGCUAUUAACUGGAUGGAAAAUGAGUACUCUACAUUUAAAAGAUCGCAAUAUGGACUACAUAGUGGAUCCUUCGGAUUCAGAUUUUAAGAUGAUGAACAUUGAAGAGAUUCAUGUAAUGGACAUAGCAGAUCCGGCCAUUUUGGAAGAACAUGGAAUUGCGAUUCAACAACAACUGAAAGAUUGCUGGGAUCUUGUUAACAAAUGCACAAAGUCAAGCGGAAAAGAUAGACCAUACAUGAUUGAAGUUGCAAGGGAAUUACACCGAAUUCACAAGUGCUUCCGUGCAUGCCCUUAGUCUUGCCCACAAUUAGUACAAUAAGAUGGCCAAAAAAAAAAAAAAUCAAGUGCACAAGAAUUAAGCUUAGCUUUAUUUGUGCGGUCAUAUUAUGUCGGAUAGUAAAAAAGAUCAGCACAUAAUGAAAUUGUCAAUUUUUUUUUUUAA
Messenger RNA from Capsicum annuum, 4693 nucleotides. RefSeq names its product serine/threonine-protein kinase ZRK4. Lineage: Eukaryota; Viridiplantae; Streptophyta; Magnoliopsida; Solanales; Solanaceae. The transcript has a single exon. The record is from RefSeq and is a predicted model, not a curated record. Gene Ontology annotation, molecular function: ATP binding; protein serine/threonine kinase activity. The coding region runs from base 813 to 1940 and encodes 375 amino acids. Gene Ontology annotation, biological process: cell surface receptor signaling pathway; protein phosphorylation. Gene Ontology annotation, cellular component: plasma membrane.